UGCGUGAUUAACAACGUAGAGAUUGAUCAUCAUCUACGUAAUAUCUCUGUCACUAUUUGUAUUCCCUUACUAUAAGCAAUCUUGCUUACAGUUACAAAUAUCUUGAAUACCACUUUAAAGUUCAUAGAAUAUAUUGUUCUCAGACUACGAUAAGUUCUUGGUACGUCUUUUUAAGACAGUUAAUGUUUAUGCGUUCUAGAAAUCUAUAGAAGCUAGAGUGCGAGUUCUGCUGCAUGUGAUUCAUCACAUUUAGAAGAGUAUAUAACUGCCAAUAUAUAAAGCAAAAAUAAUAAAAAAGGGAAGAACUUUGGAAGUGAUUUAACGAAGCAUUUAGAAGAAUCCGUUCAAAGGAAAGUGUCGGUAGUGCUUUAGAGCUUUAAUGAGAUUUUAAAAAGAGUAUAUAAAUAUAUAUAUAUACAAUUGUUACAAUGUAAAUGUAGUUUGUGGACACUGUUUAAAGUAUAUCGAGUAAAUAAGAUAUACCAUACGUUAUUAGAAAAAGAAAAAAUAAAUAAAUAUACAAGAUAAGUGAUACUUAUCCUUAUAUAUCAAAAGGCCUAUUCUUACGUCGUAUACUUGUUUGUAUACGUUUAUAGAAUUGAAAAGGUAAACGUUUGUUUGGAAUAUCAAGCAUAUAUUCAUACUGCUUAUUAGAGCGUGCUUUUGCGAACUGCUUUUGUGAAAUUCUUUUCAAAAUGGCAAGUGCCUCAAGAAAGAGGGUAUUAAUUGGUUGCACUGGUAGCGUCGCGACGAUUAAACUGCCUCUUCUAGUGGAUAAAUUAUGGAAAAAUAAUUUGGAAGUAAGAGUUGUCGUUACCGAGAGGGCAAAGCAUUUUUUAAAAGAGGCCGAGUUACCACCAGGAAUUCAGGUUCUGUCGGAUACAGUGGAAUGGGCUGCAUGGCAAGAUAGAGGAGAUCCGGUAUUACAUAUUGAUCUGGUUAAAUGGGCAGACCUAUUUUUAAUUGCACCGUUAGAUGCUAAUACUCUUGGUAAAAUGGCUGGUGGAAUAUGUGACAAUAUACUCACUUGCGUAGCUCGUGCUUGGGAUCCUUCGAAACCUUUACUAUUUUGUCCUGCAAUGAAUACGAAGAUGUGGGAACAUCCGAUCACUGCGCAACAGGUUUCGGUACUUAAAUCAUGGGGUUAUAAAGAAUUGCCAUGUAUUUCUAAAACUCUUAUGUGCGGUGAUACUGGAAUAGGUGGAAUGGCAGAAGUAGAUACGAUUGUUCAAACAACUCUGAGAUUACUUAAUCCAUGGGAUCCCUAUUCUCCACCUGAUUUGCGCAUAUAGCAGGAGGUGGAACCUGUAUACCGAAGGAGAUGUUACUCAGGAACGUAUCAACGGAAUGAGCGCACAUAGGACACGUUAAAAGAAUAAUAUUGAGAAUUUAAAGGUCCUAAGAGAGUCCAAUGGUAGUAUCUUCUUGAUAGAAUUCCAAAGUAUUUUAUAACUUAAUUACGCUUAAUGCGUUUUAAGAUUUGUAGAACGUACUUUAGAAUUCACAAAGAUCAUACUGCUGUUUUUCUCUCUUUAUCUCUCAAUUGGAACAUUUAGAGGUACUAAGAAUUUAUUGAAUUACGGGCCACAGAGAGUAAAGGAACAAGGUUGUGAUUUUAGUUCACAUUGCCAAAGUAAAUACGCUGUGAAAAUAAAUUCUUCUCUAACGAAAACUAUACAAGGGUAAAAGAACAUGGUGUAUGAAAGAAAAACAUUUAUAAAUGUGUUAAAACAAAGUGAACUGGAAUCACUGUCACAUCGACGCAGCCUCAAUCAAAAAAUAUCAUGUAAAAUGAAUAAUCGAUAGAAGCAAAUAUUAUAAGGUAAGUAUAUAAAAUACAAUUCAAUGGAUUUGAACAGGAAAGAGAUUUGUGUAAGCCCUACGACAAGUGUUAAAUGAUGUGUAGAAUAAAAAAAAAAAAAAAUCACAUAGCUUAUCGUUAUAACAUUCUUUUGUAGAAAAUUGUUGGUGUAUGUAACUUAUCUUUUUCUUUUCAUUUUUUUUUUCAACCUGUAAGUUUCAAAUAACACAUGCACAUAUAUUUUCGUUGUAGCUUUCAAUAAUAAAAUGUAAUCGAUCGUUAGAUAAGUAGAGAUUCUUUUUGAUUGAGGCUGUAAAACUUUCUCUGUUGCAAUUGUGAAAAUUGUAAAAAUUGUAAAAAAAAAAAAAAGAGAAAAGAAAAAUUCUGUUGAACAUAUCGUUUAAAGUUGUUUCACCAAAUGCAAAUGUACAUGUUUUUGUUAAAAAAAAAAUAUAUAUAUAUAUAUAUAAAUAAUAUAUGUAUAUAUUAUAACAUAUAUACACACACACACACACACACACACACAAACACACACACACACACACAUAUAUAUAUAUAAUGAUAGCCAAAAAUAUUUUCUAAUUUAAUUAUGUUUACCAUUUAUUAUAAAGCAAAAGAUCUUGUUCAAUAAACAAUUACAUAAAAAUUA
This is a messenger RNA of Vespula pensylvanica (western yellowjacket), 2450 nucleotides long. It is a transcript of the gene Ppcdc, whose product is annotated as phosphopantothenoylcysteine decarboxylase. The record is from RefSeq and is a predicted model, not a curated record. Gene Ontology annotation, cellular component: phosphopantothenoylcysteine decarboxylase complex. NCBI's taxonomy places the organism in Eukaryota, Metazoa, Arthropoda, Insecta, Hymenoptera, Vespidae. The coding region runs from base 696 to 1292 and encodes 198 amino acids. Gene Ontology annotation, biological process: coenzyme A biosynthetic process. The transcript is spliced from 2 exons. Gene Ontology annotation, molecular function: FMN binding; phosphopantothenoylcysteine decarboxylase activity.